Molecule: messenger RNA, 2230 nt
Organism: Boleophthalmus pectinirostris (great blue-spotted mudskipper)
Lineage: Eukaryota; Metazoa; Chordata; Actinopteri; Gobiiformes; Gobiidae
Gene: capn3a
Product: calpain 3a, (p94)
Exons: 17
Coding region: 308-1447 (379 amino acids)
Biological process (GO): negative regulation of apoptotic process; proteolysis
Cellular component (GO): cytoplasm
Molecular function (GO): calcium ion binding; calcium-dependent cysteine-type endopeptidase activity
Source: RefSeq, a predicted model, not a curated record
AAGAUCAUGAAGAAGGCUUUGGAGCGAGGGUCUCUGAUGGGCUGCUCCAUCGAUUCCCUGGUUCCUGCUCGGUUUGAGACCCGUACAGUGACUGGGCUAGUAAAGGGUCACGCCUACUCUGUCACUGCUGUGGAGGAGACCAUCUCAGAACAAGGAAUCUAAAGUCCGCUUGGUGAGGCUCAGAAAUCCCUGGGGUCAAGUGGAAUGGAACGGGCCCUGGAGUGACAACUCUAAGGAGUGGGCCACAUUGCCUAAAGCUGAAAAGGAGAAGCUGCAGCACCAGAAUGCAGAGGAUGGAGAGUUCUGGAUGUCAUUUGAGGACUUUAAGAAGAACUACACAAAGAUUGAGAUCUGUAACUUGACCCCUGACGCUCUGGAGGUCGAUAAGAUCCACAAAUGGACAGUGUCUGUGAACGAGGGCCGCUGGGUCAGGGGCUGCUCCGCUGGAGGCUGCAGGAACUACCCAGACACAUUCUGGACCAACCCUCAGUACCGCCUGCGUCUCCUGGAGGAGGAUGAUGACUCUGAGGAGGGCGAGGUUGGCUGCACGUUUGUGGUGUCUCUGAUGCAGAAGAACAGGAGGAAAGAGAGAAAGAUGGGAGCCAAUCUGUUCACCAUCGGGUUCUCCAUCUAUGAGGUGCCAAAGGAGAUGCACGGGAAUAAGCAGCACAUGCAAAAGGACUUUUUCCUGUUGAACCAGUCCAAGGCUCGCUGUAAGUCCUUCAUAAACCUGAGAGAGGUGACGCAGCGUUUCCGCCUCAGUCCUGGAGAAUACGUGAUCGUACCAUCAACCUACGAACCACACCAGGAGGGGGAGUUCAUCCUCCGUGUCUUCUCUGAAAAAAGGAACACUUCAGAGGAAAUAGAGAACAGGAUCGAGGCUGACCAUCCCGUGCCUGCUCCAGCCUCGGCGGGGGAAGAGAGUGAAGAGGACCAGCAGUUCAGGUCUAUUUUUCAAGAAAUAGCCGGUGAUGAGAUGGAGAUAACGGCCAACGAACUGCAAAAUGUCCUCAACAGAGUUAUCACCAAACACAAAGACAUGAACACAGAGGGCUUCAGUCUGGAGAGCUGCAGGAGCAUGAUCGCGCUGAUGGAUAUGGAGGGAACAGGGCGACUGAACCUCCAGGAGUUCAGGCAUCUGUGGAACAAGAUCAAACAGUGGCAGGGAAUCUUCAAGCACUAUAAUGCCGACCAGUCUGGGAGCAUCAACAGCUAUGAGAUGAGGAAUGCUGUCAACGAUGCAGGCUUCCGUCUUAAUAACCAGUUGUACCACAUCAUCACCAUGCGCUAUGCUAACGAGAACAUGAACAUCGACUUCGACAGUUUCAUCAGCUGCCUGGUCCGACUGGAAGCCAUGUUCAGGGCGUUCCAGGCCUUCGAUCAGGACGGAGACGGCACCAUCAGACUCAGUGUCCUCGAGUGGCUCCAGUUGACCAUGUACGCCUGAAGAGUCCACUCUGCUCCAGACUGGGUUUUACCUCAAACAGUUUGUUCCAACCUCUGCUCCAUCACAGCCCCUCAGUUCUCCAGCCUGUUGUAAUCAUCGUCUAAAGCACAACUAUUCACUGUUGUAUGAUGUUAAUUCUCAGGCAUCUAAAACAGAACAACCUCUUUAUUUCUGUCACAAUACCUCACAACAGCCUUCUCUGAUGUGUCAUUAACUGUACCUCCAACUGUCAAACACACCGAGCAGUAAUCAUGUAAGGAAUGAACUGGGCUCACUGGUGGACUAUCAAUAAACUUGUGGACAAACAAAUGGACGAAAACAACUUUUUUACUCUACUGGUCAAUCAAAUAAACAUAUAAUGUCUCCUUUAGGACUAUCUUAAAAUCCAUUGUAGCCAAAUCUGAAAGGGAAAUUACAUAGGGUCAAUCCAUAUUAUUACUCUUCUUAAUACUUUGUUAUAAGGAAGCAUGCUACCCAUUUAAAAAUAAACCUACUGCUAUUUUAGUAAUUUAAUAAAUCUUUGUCAAAAGAAGUUUCACCGGAUUACACUGAUGGAGUUUACCCCAGUUAUGAAUGAAUGAAGAGCAUAGUUGUUGUUCGAGUUUUGAUCUGAAAAUAUAGAUUUGAAAAUGGCUACUAGGUUGGACUGUGGCAUUUUGUGAUUUUCUAUGAAGGCUUUGGUCAAAUUAGUGUACGGAGUUUUCCAUUAUAUUCCAAUAAAUAAAUGUAUAGUAUUGUUUUGACUGUGUUGCGUAUUAACUUUCCCCUCCCCCGUAAACACUG